AUGUCUUGGCAAUCAUAUGUUGAUUCAUUCCUUGUUGGAGCUGGAAAAGGUAUGGGUGGAGCUAUUAUUGGACUUCAAGGUGGUGUUUGGGCUGCUUCAGCUAACUGCACUCCAUCUGCUCAAGAAUCAGUUACUAUUGGAACUGCUUGUGCUUCAAAUAUUGCUGGACUUCAACAAAGUGGAGUCGUUAUUGGUGGCAAGAAAUUCAUGAUCACCAGAGUUGAUGCUGAUGAAGGAUCUGCUAUGGGUAAGAAAGGUGCUGAAGGUAUCUCAAUCUACAAGACCAAACAAGCUGUUAUCAUUGGAUACUUCUCAGAUGCUUCAGUCUCUGCUGGACAAAACUCUGAUGCCACUUACAAGUGUGCUAAAUAUCUCAUGGACGCUGGAUAUUAA
Molecule: messenger RNA, 393 nt
Organism: Entamoeba dispar SAW760
Lineage: Eukaryota; Evosea; Mastigamoebida; Endamoebidae
Product: profilin, putative
Exons: 1
Coding region: 1-393 (130 amino acids)
Cellular component (GO): cell cortex
Molecular function (GO): actin monomer binding
Source: RefSeq, a predicted model, not a curated record